GCUCUGAUGGCGGCGGGGCUGGCGGAGGGUCGCACCGAGGAGGGAGAGCGAGGAGGCGGGGAACCGGAGAAGCAGAGAGAGGAGGCCCCGGCGGUACCGAGCACCACAUUACUCCCAGUAAUCACACCGACAACAGCAGCAGCGAGGCCCGCAGGCUGACAGAGAGGAGGACGGACGGAUGGAUGGAGCGUUCAGGACCUCCUAUUGGCCGUCAUCCCGUCUCGCUCCACCGGCCCGUACUCUACUACAGCUGCAGUACUCGUAGUGUUUCACAGUCAGCACUCUUACAGUACUGUUUGCUAGCAGAGGUGCAGUGAAACAUCAGAGAGGUGACCUGUGAAGCAGCGUGGGGGGGCGGGGGUGGGGCUCUGCCAACCUUCCCACAGCAGCUUUGAACACACCUCCAGUUGUGUAUCAAUGCAUUUUGGUGCUAACGGACUGGGCACGACUUCAUUAGCUCGUUAGCUUGAGUUUAGCGGGGGCUUCUCGAGCAUGAUGCUUCAGAUUCUGGGCCCCUGACUCCUCCACGUGGUCUCCAGGUGAUGAGCUCAAUAGUUUGUUGUGAGAAAAAUGAAACUGCUCCACUAGCAGCUGCUUCAACGUGAAAUUCUCUCAGCUGCAGCACAAACACAACGAGCGUUUCACCUGCUCUGAAAAUGUAGAUUAGCUUUAUUUUGAAGCUACUUGCAGUUAGCAGCUAACAGCUAGCGCAGCCGUUCGAUCCGAAGCAAACAGAGAUAAAAUUCAGUUUGAAAAUAAAUGACCUAAAAAUGUAGUUGGACUCCGACCUGGUUUACGUGUUUGGCAAGCUAACAGCUUGUUAGCUGCUAGUGGCUAGUGGCGAGCAGGUAGCGGUGGCGCGGAGCUAGGUCCGGGCAGAGCAGGGGUGCGAUGGAGUACCACUCCGGUGGCAGCCUGCCCCUGCUGGGGAGACCACGGUACUGCCCCGGGGCCAAUGCUAACGGAGGAUACCUGUGUGAGACGGGACACUGCUGCGGAGAGACCGGCUGCUGCACCUACUACUACGAACUCUGGUGGUUCUGGCUGCUGUGGACCGUCCUCAUCCUGUUCAGCUGCUGCUGCGCGUACCGACACCGCCGAGCCAAACUGAGGGUUCAGCAGCAGCAGAGGCAGCGAGAGAUCAGCCUGCUGGCCUACCAUGGAGCCAACUCCUACCCGUCCUCCAUGCUGGACCUCAGUUUCCUGGCAUCGCUGAAGCUGCCGUCCUACGAGGAGGUGGCGGCUCAACCCUCCACCCCUCCUCCACCGUACAGCUCCGUGUUCACCACCCCACGUUACCCGCAGCCCCCACGUACCACCGACCCCCACCUGCUCACGCAGCAUGACCCGCUGUUGCACCGGCCGCUCAGUGAUGGUCCCUCCUCCCUCAGCUCCGACAACAGCUCCAGCUGUUCCUGCGACUCCUGCUGCCCCUCCUCUCCAUGUAGCUCCUCCUUAUCGGCACCCGUCACAUAUGAGACUGACACAAGCCACGCCACCACGCCCAGUGAGGCCGCACCCCUCACUCUUGAUGUCACUAUGGAGACCAUCACUGCAGCGGCAACCUGUUUGGAGGUAAAUGAGAGACGAUUUGUUUCUGAGAGGAUGGUUGCCUCAGCGGCGGUUGACAUCGGUGAUGAAGAUGCUGCCGGAGCAGAGGAAACUGUUGCCACGGACUCAUCGGUUCCCAACCAGGCUGUUACUGUUGUGGUUGUUACCAGGGCGGUCUCCCCUCAGCCUCUGCCUUCUCCCGGUUCAGAGGUGGCUCUUCCUGUUGCAAUUACAUCUCCCAUAAAGCAACACCUCGACUUGGCACCGUGUACCCCAAUAGUCAGCACAGGUAGCCCAAGUACACUCCCUAGUCCGAGUGUUGUUGACACCACACUCCCUUCCAUCCAAGUAAUGAGCACUGAGGGUCCCGAAACUACCCCUGACCCCAAAACCACCUCAGUGUCAGGCCCCUCUACCCCAACAGCUAGCACUUCUGACCGCCCGACAGCCACCCAGACCCUCAAAACCCUCGAUCUACCAAGAACUUUUGGAACAGUCAGUGUUCCAAGUAGCCCAACCUCGGUACCAACCCCAGAUGUUGGAAGAACUUUGGUCCCGAUAACAGGCUCUUCUAGUCUCCCAACCCCAGACCCAAGUUCUAGCCUUGUGCCAAUCUUGGCACCUUCAGACUUUAUCCAAGCACCAGCCCCAGUAUCUUCAAGUCUUUCCCAAGCUCCAGCCAUAGUACCUACAAACUCUACCCAAGUUCCAGAGCCAGUACCCACAGACCUUAGCCCCUUUCCAGACCCAGUACUUACAAACCUUACCCAAGCUCCAGACCCAUUACCCUCAACCCUUACCCUUGUGCCAAACCUAAAACCCACAAUCACUGUAGUGCCAGAGUGUGAAACGAAUCCAGUUCUUAAACCUGCACAUUCAAACCUUGCCCUUGCUACAGAUGCACCUACAUCAGACCAUUGUCAGAUUCAAAAAGUGUCACCUGGGUCAGGUCUAGCCCUGAUUCCACCGAGCCCAACAUUGGGCUUGCCUCACCACCAAGGGUCUGUUGCUGUUCUUGUAGCUGGUCUCGAUCCAGCCACAGCACCAGCCGAUCCCGUUCCUUCUCUGAUCCUGUCUCAAUCGCCAGAGUCAGAUCUUAUCAGUCCAUUACCAUCAAAUGUCCAGGCUGGUUUGGGAACCGGAUCAGGUCCACUAUCCACUCCUGCCGCAGUGUUCACUUUGCCAACACCUGCAUCCUCCCCGUCCUCCUGCCCAGCUAUAACCAUAGACCCUGAAUCUUCUUUCACUCCCUCCCCCCCUGCAGCCCUCUCCCCAUCCUCGCCUCAGUCCCUUCCUUCUCCUCCUUCCCUCCCAACUCCUCCAGCCCUGUCUUCUACUUCCCUCCCAGCCCCAGCUUUACUCCUGGACCCCCUCACUGCUCUGCACCAGUCCAACAAAGGGGGAUCUUCUUCUGGCCACACCUCCUCUCUCUCCCCCUCCCCUCGUGCUACUCAGUCCCCUCCGAAACAGACUCUCUUCUCCCCCUGCGUGGACAUCUUUGAACCAGGACCUCCCAGCUGGGAGGAUGGUGAUGAGGAACAGGAGGAUGAGGACAAUGAUGAUGAUGAUGAUGAGGACAUGGGAGCCGAUGAGAGCCAGUAUAGACAUCGGCGACUUACUGGUGACUCCGGCAUCGAGGUGUGCAGGUGUCGGGUGGAGGAGGAAGAUGAGGAAGAGGAGGAGAAAGAGGAGGAGGGGGAAAAGAAGGAGGGUGGCAGGAGAGGAGGAGGAUCGGAGAGGGAUAAAAAAGGAGGUGGAAACACUGAUCUCCAUGACAGCGUAGACUGCCCCGCCAGAGGUCAGAUAACCACAGGUGAAGGACUCAUAUUGUGUAACUCCACCUCCACCGCUACGCCAACGUCUCAGGACAGUGGUGACGUCGUUAUCGUCAUGGAGACAGUGUGAUUGACAGAAGUGGUCGGAUCAAACCCUCCAUCAUCCAGACACGGGAUGAAGUUCUGAUGGCAUCCACCCUUGAGAUUGUUUUUGAGAUUGUUCUGUAACCGGGGAGGUUUUGACGAUUGUGAUUAGGAAUCAGUUGCGUCACAUUAAUAAACGUCGCUUGUUCAGCAUCUGUUUGUCAGACCAGCAUAGGUGUCGCAUGUUAGGAAGAGAUUCAACAGGAAGCAUUAGCUCAUUUCAACAAAGGGUCUUCAACUAUGAUUUGGAAUUUUACUCAAAUGUGGUUCAGAAGUUUCUGCAUGGAGAGGCGUUCACUCCGAUCGCAUCCAGAGCUAUAAAAACUUAACAAGUACAGAACUGGUGUCAGCAGUUUGUAAAGUGUCAGGAUUAGGACGCCUGAUUUCCAUUUUGAUCCCAACAAACGUUUUACAGUUUACACAAUUAAGUUAGCGAUCCACCCUCAAGUAACUUUGGAGAGAUGUUUAUGAAGCAGUGGCUGUGAACCAAGAGCUAGCUGAAGCAACUUGUUGUGUUGUGUCUGUACAACUGUUCAGUCGUGUCCUCAGUCAGAGUGAACAGUCUAACAAGGUCGAUUUAUCUGUUGACAUUUACAUGACACAGUCAACGGUCUCAUCUUUUGCUCAAAUUAGUUGGCGCUAAGGUCCAGCCGGUCAAAGAAACCUCGUUGUGCUUCUCAACAAAACUCAUUGCCUGUCCUCAAAGAUACACACGAAUGUAUUAAUUCACUUCUGUCUUCAUGAAAGACUGCCAGCGUUACUUUAGAGGUGGACUCCACCAAUUUCACACAUAUUUUUGACCCGACACCUGUGUUACCAACAGGUGCAUUUACCCGGCACGAAGGGUCUCAUAAAAGAUGCUGUUUAAGUGGAGUUAUAAGAGGUGUCAGAUCCAGUGUACUGGGAGUUUGACCCAUACUAUAAACUAAAACCUCGGCCUUCAUGUGACUUCAUUAUUGUUUAAAUGGGUGUCCCGCAAAUUUUUUGCGCACUGAAAAAACUUAAAAACUGCAUUGUUUACGUAGAGGAAUUGAGAUUACAUUUCGAGAGUGGUCAAGACAACAUCUGCGGGACACCACUGGAUGACCUGUGCACUUUAUAUCUUCAGUGUAUCCUGCAGUGUGGGACUCGCACUUGUCUGGUGUUGACCUCGACUUGAUCUCAACCCUUCAAAACUUGGUCUUGUCUCGGUCUCGAUACACUCUGGUCUUGGUCAUGACUUGGUCUUGCUAAAGGUUGUCUUGACUACAAUGCUGCAACUAGCCAUCAGGCCUAUUUAGCCAACUUAAUAAAUGUUAACAUCAACAUGCAAAUGCUAGCUUCCACCUGCUACUGUAUGUUGAAUAUUCCUGAAAGAUUUUAAUAACUGCACAGUGGUGGUUAGCUGAACAGAUGCUAUGGCUAGCUAACACUUUCUGCUUUCUUAACACAAAAUCAAUGAGGACUUGAUUAGCUCUUGAUCAAAGUAGACAAUAAUUGCCCAUUCAGUUAUUCACUGUUCAAUUCUGUUUAAAAAUACACAAAUGCAGCUAGCAUCAUCUUUAUAAACAGAUAUCUGCAUAUGUAUGCAGAAUCUGUCGACAACGUGGCAAGAUUUUAGUAUCAGAAGCGUUGUGGUUUUAGUUUGUAGUCCGAGUAGAAUUGACCAAACACAUUUGAGCGUCAGGUAAAAAGUCUUUGUGGAGAGGCAUUUGCCGAAAUGCAAUUAGUUAUCGUCUGAUAGCUGAUUUAGCUUUUGCUAGCUUUAAAAAACAAAAUGCAUCUGCACUCAUAUGCAGGUAUCGGUUUACAGAGAUCACCUGAAACAAUUAGUGCACAGAAGAAAAGUAUUGGCUCAGAUAUCUGCUCGCUACACCGGAUCUCCUGAAAUAUUUCUGUUGCCCUCAGACUCUUGUCGUCGUCAGACCAAUAUCUGACGGGUUUUCAGAUCGAGAUAUCCAAAAAGCUAAUGUGGCGUAACGUUUAUGUCAUACGGGAAUAUCGACAAUUAUCCAAUACUGAUUUAGAGCUCACAUCAGCAUCUGAGUUGUGGUUACAACUGGGAGUGCCAGACAUCGUUAAAGGUAAUUAAAUAAUAAUUUAAGAGAUGUAAUGUUGCAUGUUCACCCAGGCUAAUUUUUAACCCCCACGCAACCAGUUCUUAAAUUAUAAAACCGUCUUGAUUGGUCCAAUGACGUUAAUGCUCAUGAGUCGGAAACAUGAGAAUCUUUCCCUUUGCUACGUUCUGUCGCCGGAGCGUGCACAAUGCUGCUGACAGAAAUGACAUUUUCUUUCUUACGUCCGUCACCAGCAAGAAAAGAAGUACUUUAAAUAGUUGAACAUUUAGGAGAGGACACCUCGCUUGUCUUGGGUGAUGACGGAGGUUUGGAAACGUGCCGGGGACAAACUGGCUGUUUUGGACUCUAAGAGUGACUGAUGUGGGCGGGUGAUUCACUCUGACUGACAGAGGGAAGACUGAUUCAUUCAUGAGAGGGGACGUUUGAAGUCUGUCAGGAGAGCGGAAUUAGGUGGGUAGUCUCUGAGGUGGGAGAGACGGUUUCUCAGAUCUGAUCCUGUAUGGAGGGCUUCAGGGUUGAUGGAUCAGUUGGUUUUCUGUGCGUCAGACUUUCAGCAGAGAAAAGCUUUUGCAUAACGGGGAAUAAACAAUGGGCACUUUUAGACAGAAACAAAGCGCCAAACAAGAGACGGCAGCACGUCAUCGUUCCCGUCUUUGUCUCUUUCCCUGAAUUUGAGGUCAGAUACAACAAUUCGUUGUGAACAGCACACAAUCUAGGUUCAGUCUUAACUCUGAAAUAUUCCCUUCACUUUGUGCAUCUCUCCUUUCAUAGACACAUUCAGAACCAGUAAUUCUACUGGUUAAUGAAUUGAUCGAUUAAUAGACUAUGUUUACAAAAUUCACCCAACACCUUGAGCUGUUUUAGGGCCUUAAAGUGACAGUAACAUCAAUCCUAUCAAAGAAUUGAACAACAAGUAAUUCAGGAUUUAUUUUCAGGCCAUUGUUCCAACAUAUUCAUUUUUUGUACACUGUCAGAAAGACGGACGUGUCGAUAUUGAUAUUUUGUGACAGAAAGAGUAUAUUUUGUCAAUGAUAGCGCUACUAACGUGUGUGUAGUACAUGCUGGUGUGUUUGAAGUCACCUUAGAAUAUGUAAUUAGUGAAGAGCAAUAUUUUUCAUCAGCAAGUGUCUGUGUAUAAAUAGAAAGAGUGCAGUGACAUCAGAUUGUACCGCAACGUGGGAACGUUUAUUCUUGUCUUUGAAAGUAAAGACACAGGCAAUAUAAUCUGUGUUCCCUGUGUAACUACGGCAACCGCCGCGGUCACCUGAUGAUUGUGUGAGUCAUGGGUAUCAUUGACUCAACCCUCUCUGACGUAAAGACGUAUGAGUCUGGUUGAAUGAUCCCUAAAGCCUGUGUCCAUGUUGCAUUACAACACGGACUUCACCACCCAUUUGUUGCAAAGGAUGAUGGGUAUCAUUUUGCUGACAGAGCUGCCCGUAGCAUGGACAGAGCUAUGCCAUGAAGAAGGCGUGGCUUGACUACAAUGAUGGCAACAGAGUGGACAGUUUCCAUGUCAAACUCUGAUUGGUUGGAUGUUUUCCGGAAGUCUUGGUCGUCAGUUUGGAAACCAGCAUGCACAAGAUUGGAUUCACACAUGGAUGGAAAAAGGAAAAUUGUUUUUUAAACCUUUUAUGGCAAAAUUCACAGGUACAGGAAGGAGCAGAUGUGGAGUUCGGACAGCUCAAGCAGAUUCCAUGAUGGCGUCCGUGAUUCGUCUCAGACUGAGAUCGAAAAGACACCUUGUCCAAUUGAACCCAGGACAGAUCUGCGCCUGUGGACUGAGGUGUAAGCGUUCGUAGAGGCUCGAAGGACCUCCUCGAGAAAGCUCAAGGGUGAUACCGAGCCGUUGAUGUUGUGGUUGAUGGUGUUUUUUGUUUACCUGAACUAAUAAGGUUAUAUAUCUCCA
Molecule: messenger RNA, 7433 nt
Organism: Epinephelus moara (kelp grouper)
Lineage: Eukaryota; Metazoa; Chordata; Actinopteri; Perciformes; Serranidae
Product: mucin-2-like
Exons: 5
Coding region: 892-3456 (854 amino acids)
Source: RefSeq, a predicted model, not a curated record